GAAUUUUCCGAACAAUUGGAAGAAUAUUUGAAAUCGAAACAUAUCAAAAGCUAUGAUUAUUCGAAAUUUGGAAAUGUUAAACGUAUUGGCGAAGGAGGUUUUGCAGUCGUUUAUUCGGCAACUUUUAAUGAACAGACUUAUGCAUUAAAAAGUCUAAAUAACACAUUGAAGUUUGGAGAAAAAGAGUUAACCCAAUUUAAACAUGAG
Dentiscutata erythropus is the source of this 207-nucleotide messenger RNA. NCBI's taxonomy places the organism in Eukaryota, Fungi, Glomeromycota, Glomeromycetes, Diversisporales, Gigasporaceae. The record is from the annotation of a GenBank genome assembly.